UCGGCUUCGCUAUCGCGGACUUAGCGCGCGUUGUGCGCGGCACUCGCGAAAAUUCGCGCAAAGCCGCCGGCGACCAGUGCCUUCCGGAUUGCAUCCCAUCAAUUAAAAUUAUACAUAUCACGUAUUUUUCGACUUAUAUCUACCUAUCUUUGUAAUGAGAAAUUGUGACUGACUGUUCUACGUGGAUGUUUAUUAUUGUGUAUAAAUAAAAAAAUUAAAAACAAAAUUAAAAAAAUGCAUGACUACGACUCGCAGUGACGCACCAACAACAAACAAUUCCCUUUAAUCUUUUUUUGUUGUGUUCAAAAUUUGAAAUGAAUUACAAACUGAAACUUUUUGGUGUGGCAUAAAAAUGUUAAAGGAAAACAUAAACACGUAUCGUAUUGAUAUUUUGAGCAUAAGUGAUUUGGAAAAUGGAUUUGACGACUCGCCGAGGAGAGCUGGAGGGAGCAGUGCCGGAGUUGGUGUUAUCUAUGAACGGAUCGGAGCAGGCGUGCCGUGAGAUUGUGAACGGGACUGAGGGCGGGUGUGACGUCACAGGGGUGACACCGGAAGUGACCACGUCGAGGAAGACUAACUCGUUCAGUAUUCGAAACUUGGUGGGUGGUGAGGAUUUGGAACGCACUGCCGACGGCACAGCCAACUCCACAGAUGGCUACUACAGUCCAGAGCAGGGCUACCAGAAGUACAACAGCAUGGGGGUAUCGGAGGCCCCUAAAGACGACUCCCCCCGCACCACGCCGGACUUGCCGCGCGCCGACCAGUCCCCUGCCUCGGAGCGGCCCCUACCAGGGUCGGCAGACAGCGACGACGCGGAUGAUUUCGCACCCAAAAGAAAGCAAAGGAGAUACAGGACCACCUUCACGAGUUUCCAGCUCGAGGAAUUGGAGAAGGCGUUCUCCAGGACGCAUUACCCUGAUGUGUUUACCAGAGAAGAGCUGGCAAUGAAGAUUGGACUGACGGAAGCGCGAAUACAGGUGUGGUUCCAAAACCGGCGAGCCAAAUGGAGGAAACAAGAAAAAGUGGGGCCCCAGGCACACCCGUACAACCCGUACCUUGGAGCAGCGGGGGGCGCGCCCCCGCCGUCAGUCGUCGCGUCCAUGCCCAAUCCGUUCACACAAUUGGGAUUUGGGUUCAGAAAACCUUUUGAUACGAAUGCUUUGGCGUCUUUUAGAUACGCGGGCGCACCAGUCCUUGGUGCGCAAUACCUCGGGGCACCGCUACCCCGACCGCCUCUCUUCAGUGCUCCUCUCUACACAACAAGUCCUCCUUUCCACUCCCUUCUUGCGGGCCUCGCGCCUCCUCGACAGUCCCCUGACCCCCCAGCAGUGUCCCCUCCCAUAUCUCCCGGGAGUGAAUCCCCUCCAAACCCCCAGCCGUCAGCUCCAGAAGUAGAAAGAAGGAGUUCCAGCAUAGCAGCGCUAAGAAUGGCAGCAAGAGAACACGAGUUGAGACUAGAGAUCCUCAGACAACGACAUCACACGGAUUUGAUUAGUUGAAAGUUGUGGGUAGUUGUAAAACUGCGAUCGGAUGUUACUGACCAUAGAUAACGUGGAAACACAAACGUCAAUUACUUAAAUGUCUUGUUAUAAAUCUGUAGUAAUAAAUUGGUAAUGUUUGUACGAUUAUUUUAAAAGAAAAAACAGAUAAUACGAUCGUUUUACCUAACUUAAAAGGAGAAGAAAUAGAAUUUUAAGCGAACCCAAAUCUUGAUGAUAGCUUUCUUAAGAAUACAAUCCAUGACAUACAAAAAAUCAUAAGCGAAACGAUGCUAAGACUCAAACUUCUGUUUAUUCUAAAACUGAUACCAUACAUACACGAAUAUUAUUGAAAACAGUAUCCUAAAGUAAGAAAAUCAUAGCAUUACAGUUGAAAUUACAAUAUACAGUUUAAAAUACGCGAAAUUUUAAAAAUGUCAAGAGAAUAUUGUUAUUGAAAU
Molecule: messenger RNA, 1939 nt
Organism: Manduca sexta (tobacco hornworm)
Lineage: Eukaryota; Metazoa; Arthropoda; Insecta; Lepidoptera; Sphingidae
Product: homeobox protein aristaless
Exons: 5
Coding region: 414-1499 (361 amino acids)
Biological process (GO): regulation of transcription by RNA polymerase II
Molecular function (GO): DNA-binding transcription factor activity, RNA polymerase II-specific; RNA polymerase II transcription regulatory region sequence-specific DNA binding
Source: RefSeq, a predicted model, not a curated record